CUUAAACACAGGCUACUAUCAAUAGCCUAGUUCCGGUCCAAAGAUGGAGGCGGUGUCAACUCUUGUGCGAGUGUCUUUGCCAAAUUAUUUGAAGGGGUUACCAAUCCCCAAUUCAUUUUCUGGUUUUUCAAGAUUAUCGGCCACUGACUGGUUGUCUCUGGUGCCUUUUGUGGGAACAGUGUCACUGCUUGUUUACGUGACUGUGCAGGCCUUCAACCCAAACCUUCGAAAGCAAAAAAAUGCCAUAAAUCCUGAUAUCCAGAAGGAUUGUCCCAAAGUAGUGCACAUGGCUGAUAUAGAAGAUUUAGGAGAUAAAGUGUCCUAUUGCAGAUGUUGGCGAUCAAAGAAGUUUCCUUUAUGUGAUGGAACACAUAACAAGCAUAAUACUGAAACUGGAGACAAUGUAGGACCAGUUGUUUUGAAGAGAAGAGGAAAAUAAUAGAAACUUUAUGUGUAUCUAGUGCUAUUUCCAAGUACCGUAUGUAUAAGGUUAGUUCAUUAGUGCUGUUGUAGUGCAGAGAUUUGGGCACAAGAGUAACGUUAUGAAAAAAAGUAGAAUUUAUAACCUGCCCAUGGAACAUUGAAUCUUCUGAAAACUUAAAGGAUUAACAUUUACAUAAAACCAGUUUAAAUUUUGUGAUUUUUUUGGCCAAAAUCUAUUAGGUGCUAAAUACAGUGGACCUUCCCAUUCUGUUUUGAUGUACCCUAAUUCUUCUAAGUUUUGGGACAGAUAUUAGCAGUGGUGAAAGUAGAAUAUUACAUGUCUUUACCAGCUUUUUGGAAAAUUAAAGAUAUGAGUAUGUUAUUCAUUAGAUGGUCUAACCAUGUGAGAAAAAGAAACUCAGUAUUCCUGCUAUAAUUACAUGCAUAUUGGCUAAAAAGAGCAGACCAGGUGUUCCAAAUUUUAGAACAAUUAGGGUAUAUGCUGUGAUUAAUUAUUUUUGGUUUUCAAAGGACAGGUUGGUUUUUAAAGCAGAAGUAUGAUUUACCAAGUAAAUAACUAUGAUAGAGUAGAGAAUUACAUAUUUUGGGGGAAAAGACAUGAUAUAAAAAUCCAAGGUGUUGUCUUGAUAGCUUUUGAUAUUUGGCAUGUCUGAAGAAGUUAAAAAACCUUGUAUGGAAAAGAAAACUUGAAGUCCCAGGAGGGAGAAAGUGAGAGAGAAAUACAGUAUGUUCAGACUGAAUCCAGAAUAUUGUAUUUUCUCAUCUAUAUAGCCUUGAUAAAUUUCGUGUCAUUGAUGAUUUUUAAGUUUUUCAUUGAAAUCCAGUGGGAGGGAUUCCAUAAUUCCAUCAGUGUAUAUAUUUGUGCUUAGUUUACAUUGUAGCUAGCUCCAACUGCAGUAUUAUAGGAUAUGACAACAUGGGACUUGGUUCAUUUAUUAAGACAGUUGCAGAUUUUCUUCAGUUAGAAUCUAGAUGUGGAAAUAUGCAGCUAGUGUUGCAAUAUCAAAACCGAGUUUAUAUCUUUGAUUUUCUUAUGGGUACAUGUGUUUUUGAGAAACUAUUUGUUACUGGUGGGAUAUACAUGUGCCUUAACAGGAAAAUGGCUGCAAUAAAAAAAAUACCCGGAAACUAAAUUUGCUAUUGAAUUGUCAAAUUACCCAACAAAUUAAUAUCAUCAGGAAAAAGUAUGUAAGCAAUCUCAUAACUUUUCUUUGUCCAUAACCAUUAUGUAUGAUUCAAUUUUAACAUAAGUAUUUUUUUAUUUUAAAUUAGCAUAUAUUUAUAUCAAAUAUACUUGAUUUCAAUUUACCAAAGAAAGGAGAAAAAAAUUGUUUGCAAAUUUUAAAGCUACUGAUUACCUCUAUUUGAAGUAUUACACUUCUGUCCUGACCACCUUGUGUUGUUGAACAGCUGAACUGCCCUGCUUUUAUUACAUAUUAAAGUUUAUGGGGAGGGUAAGGGCUUUAUUUUUGAAUAUUAAUGUUAAAUGCUUUUAAGAUGCAUAAUUUCUUUAGAACGAACAGAUAUAUAUGGUAUCUGAGGAAGUAUUAUUUGCUUCUGAUAUCCUAAAUAGUAAUUAAACCAAUACUCGUCGCUAGCCCUGAGAGGCUCAGCAAUAAGAAGUCUAAGGCAUCGUGAAGGGACACAACUCUGCUGUCCCGAUGUUACAUGUAGAAUGUACUUGGGAAUGGCGAAUUGUUAAAUGUAACUUUGUGAUAUACAUGUUGCUUAGUGGUAUUUUGUGAUUAUUUUGAGUAUAAGAUCAGUACAGAACCUUCAGUGUACAUCUGAUAAUUGACUUUUGCGUGUAAUUUUCCAGGGUGAAAGGACGAUGGUGAUAGUAGUGUUAGUUUCUCACCAGCCUGUCUGUUUACCAGUAGUAUGUGUAUCUUACUGGUUUUACUUCAGAUCAUGAGGUCAUAAUACCGUUUCUGUAUCCAUUAAGUUGGAUUUCGUUGAGGAUCUUUAAAGUGGCAGUUGAUGAGGAUAAUUACCAAGCCACCCUUUCUCGGUUAGCUGUACUUUGUGUUAUCAGUACUGCAGUAUUUUGGAUCUGGAAAUACUUUUGUAUGUUUUAUACGGAGAUGAACAUUGUUAUUGGUGAUGGUUGCCAAAGUGUGAAAUUAUAAAUUUGUAUAACAGGAAAUAUAUCAAUUCACCUCUGUCUGCAUAUCAACCAUUUGAGAGUUCUGAGCAGAUCAGAUACCGUUGUGAUUGGUUUUGUUGAUCAAAGAAAUAAAGAGAUGUUAAUGCAAGAUGAA
Messenger RNA from Liolophura sinensis, 2705 nucleotides. Its product is annotated as CDGSH iron-sulfur domain-containing protein 2 homolog B-like. Gene Ontology annotation, cellular component: intracellular membrane-bounded organelle; mitochondrial outer membrane. The transcript has 3 exons. The record is from RefSeq and is a predicted model, not a curated record. Gene Ontology annotation, molecular function: 2 iron, 2 sulfur cluster binding. Gene Ontology annotation, biological process: regulation of autophagy. The coding region runs from base 44 to 439 and encodes 131 amino acids. NCBI's taxonomy places the organism in Eukaryota, Metazoa, Mollusca, Polyplacophora, Chitonida, Chitonidae.